AUGGCCCUCCACCAGUACGACUGGAUCCUCGCCCUCGGCACGAUCUUCGCCUUCCUCGACGCCUGGAACAUCGGCGCCAACGAUGUCGCCAACUCGUGGGCUACCUCUGUCUCCUCCCGGUCUGUCAAGUACUGGCAGGCCAUGGUGCUUGCGACCAUCAUGGAGUUUGCCGGCGGUAUCGGCGUAGGCGCCACCGUCGCCGACACAAUCCGCACCAAAGUCGUCGACGUCGACCAGUUCGCCGAGAACCCCGCCCUCCUCAUGCUGGGCAUGCUCUGCGCCCUCGUCGGCUCCUCUACAUACCUUACCUUCGCAACGCGCAUCGGGCUCCCCGUGUCAACAACACACUCGAUCAUGGGCGGCGUCAUCGGCAUGGGCGUGGCCCUGGUCGGCGCAGACGGUGUGAUCUGGUGGGGCGGCGACAUCAAUUCCGGCGUCGUGCAGGUGUUCCUGGCAUGGGUCAUUGCGCCGUUCAUCUCGGCCGCGUUCGCGAGCAUCAUCUUCCUGUUCACGAAGUACGCGAUUCUCCUGCGGAACAAGCCAGCCAUGAAAGCGCUCUACACCAUCCCGUUCUACUUCUUCGUCACCUGUACGCUCCUCGCGAUGCUCAUCGUCUGGAAGGGCGGAUCGAGCCGCAUCAAGCUCAAUGGCGGCGAGAUCGCCGGAACGGUCGUGGGAACCGGCGCCGUCAUGGGCGUGCUGGCCGCGUUCUUCCUCGUCCCGUGGCUGUACCGCCGCGUCAUCCUCGACGACUGGCAGAUCAAGCCGUGGCAUCUGCUGCUCGGCCCGCUGGUGCUCCGUCGCGGCGAGGUCCCGCCCCAUCCCAGCGGCACGCACACCGUGCAGAACUACUACCGGGGCCACAAGACGCUCGAACAAAUCCAGGCCGAGCGCGCCGCCGGAAAUGACGUCGAAACAGCGGAUAAAUCCAAGCUCGGCAUCGGCAGCAGCGCAGACGCCUCGCCGGAAAUUGAACCCAAGCCCGACCCGCGCCUCGCUGCCUCGCCUGAGCCCGAGGAGUCCGACGCGGUGAACAUCACCGGCCCACGCCCAGAAGGGAAGGGCAAGUUCCACCCGGCCGUCCUCUUCUGGCAGGCGAAGCGCUUCUUCUUCCGCGGCAUCGAGCAGGACGUCGUCUCCAUGCAGAAGAAGCGCAAUAUCCUCUCCGGCGACCUGGAGAUGGUCCACGCCAACGCCGAGCACUUUGAGAACCGCGCCGAGUACAUGUUUUCGUUCUUGCAGGUGCUCACGGCGUCCACUGCGAGUUUUGCACACGGCGCGAAUGAUCUGUCCAAGUAUGCCCCUGCCCUUAUCUACCCUACCCACCCUGUCCUGCCAGCCCUAACUUUCUUGUGCGUUUGCUAA
Molecule: messenger RNA, 1365 nt
Organism: Aspergillus mulundensis
Lineage: Eukaryota; Fungi; Ascomycota; Eurotiomycetes; Eurotiales; Aspergillaceae
Product: inorganic phosphate transporter
Exons: 2
Coding region: 1-1365 (454 amino acids)
Biological process (GO): phosphate ion transmembrane transport
Cellular component (GO): membrane
Source: RefSeq, a predicted model, not a curated record